CUCUACUAUUCCUCCCUGUCUUGCUCAAGGGCUCUGCGGCUGGGCAUCGGUGGUUAGGAUUGUUGGAUCAGGGGUUUGGGUCCACGAAUGGGGACCUGCAGCGAUCUGUGAGGAGGAACUCAGAAGCCAUGAUUGACUGGCACAAUGGCACAGCGCCUGGCCAACAGGAAAAUGAACGGAGCACUGCGGAGAGGUCAGAGUGUGUGCUGGCUUACAUCCCUGUCAUCUACUACAGCAUUCUCUUGUGUGUAGGAGUGCCAGUGAACAUCCUAACAUUGGUUGCUCUUUCCCGGCUGGCUGUUCGUACUCAGAAGGCUCUGUACAUCUAUCUUCUGGCUCUAACAGGCUCGGACAUUCUCAGCCAGCUCUUCAUCAUCUUUGUGGGCUUCAUUCUCGAAACAGCCGUAUUCCAUCGAGAUGUCCCUGUGCUACUGCUCCGCUCGGUUAGCAUGUUUGAGUUUGCUGCUAACCAUGCCUCUAUCUGGGCCACGGUACCAAUCACAGUUGACCGCUACGUUGCUUUGUGCCACCCACUGCUCCACCGCCAAAUCAGCUACCCGGCACGGGCUAGGCGAAUCAUUGCGGCGGUGCUCAUAUUAGCACUUGCAUCUGGCGUGCCAUUCUUCUGGUGGUCCGACAUGUGGAGGGUCAGCCGCCCACCAAACAACAUGGAUACUACUUUGAUCUGGACCCAUGUGACUAUUAUCUACUUUUUUCCAUGCAGCAUCUUCUUGGUUUUAAACUCUUUGAUCAUCCUAAGGCUUCGGAAGAGACAGCAGCAGCAAAUGUGCCAUGACGAGAGUGGGCAGCAGUUGGCAGUGCCAGGCAAGCUGGGCAAAUCCACAGCUAUGCUGUUGGCAGUGACUUCAGUGUUUGCCGUACUGUGGGCUCCUCGUACCGGAGUGGUGCUCUAUCAUCUCUAUGUGUCAUCAGUGCACAAAGAUUGGCGCGUGCAUCUCGCGUAUGACCUAUCUAAUAUGCUAGCCAUGCUAAACACUGCUGUGAAUUUCUUUUUGUACUGUUUUGUCAGUAAGCCAUUCAGAGCAGCAGUGAGGGACGUCUUUUUAUUUCGGGGGGCCCCGUUGCACCCACGCCAGCCCCUUCAUCACCAGCGCACCCCUGCUAAUGCCUCUACAUCCUCUAUUUCCAGUGGCACCAAACGUUGUCAGAGAGAGGUCACCCCACUCUCACCCAAAAGUGCACACAUAAACCUGUAAUCCUGCUCACCUUUAAGUGAAGGAUUUUAGCUCUUAUUUAAAGGGAUAGUCCAUAACAUUCUGCCUGACAUCUUUGGUGUUCCAUGAAAGAAAGAAAGUCAUAAGGGGUGGAACAACAUGAGGGUGAGCAAAUAAUGGCAGAAUUUUCAUUUUGGGGUAACUAUUCAUUUUUUAAAGGUGAAGUGUGUAAUUCCUACACCACUAGUGCACUAAACGGAAUUUCAAAACAGGUUUCACAAACCAUAUGCUCAUAAGACAAAAGUAAUUUUCAGUACAUCCUGGACAUCUUCCAAUUAACUG
Molecule: messenger RNA, 1517 nt
Organism: Xyrauchen texanus (razorback sucker)
Lineage: Eukaryota; Metazoa; Chordata; Actinopteri; Cypriniformes; Catostomidae
Product: probable G-protein coupled receptor 142
Exons: 3
Coding region: 129-1217 (362 amino acids)
Biological process (GO): G protein-coupled receptor signaling pathway
Cellular component (GO): membrane
Molecular function (GO): G protein-coupled receptor activity
Source: RefSeq, a predicted model, not a curated record